Messenger RNA from Rasamsonia emersonii CBS 393.64, 978 nucleotides. RefSeq lists its product as uncharacterized. The coding region runs from base 1 to 978 and encodes 325 amino acids. The transcript is spliced from 2 exons. NCBI's taxonomy places the organism in Eukaryota, Fungi, Ascomycota, Eurotiomycetes, Eurotiales, Trichocomaceae. The record is from RefSeq and is a predicted model, not a curated record.
AUGCCCUCGUCCCUCAUCCGACUUCGUCCCCUUCCAUUCUCCUCCCUUCCCCCACAUCCAUCCUUGAAUGAUCGUUCCUCCUCCACCUUUCGCCCGUCCUUGGAGACAUUCCUCCAUUCUGCUCUCUCUGAGACUCAGACCCUCGUGGCAACCACCAUCCCGCAGACGUUCAAGACCGACAAGAAACUACGAUCGUCCUCCCCAUCCGCGGCCAAGGUGCAGCUCUCAACUGGCACAAUCGACAAUGAGUUCUGGGUCUGUCGGCGGAGUGUGCACGUCGAUGCCGCGGAGGAGGGCACCGCGACGUGGGAGGAGUUCGAGAAGGGCCUGAGGGAGAACCAUUCCGAGAACGAGAUGGCUUACACGCCAAGUGUGACGGCGGUGGAGCAUCUGCUAGAAUGGCCGAUACAGGCGGAGAUCGAAGGCGGGUGGAGGAGUGUUCAUAUGCAUGAGAGAGGAACAUCAUAUCUAAUCAGACAAUCGAUCAAUCAACCAGUCAAUCUUAUCACGCAUACGUUCCACCCUAGCGCGCUUAUCUCCCCACGCACGUUCAUCUCCCUCGUCAUUUCCGCUGUCCUCCCAGCGACAGAACAAAGCGGCUCCGAAACGCCCUCGCAAGGUUUCUUCACCGUCCAAAUCCCCCUCACGCACGAUCCUGCCGCCCAGGCAUCCGACUCUCCUCUGCCGGACUCCAUCCGCGACCAGAUCAGAUCGACGACGCCGAAAAAUACCAUCUUUGCCUCGUACGCCAGCGUCGAGCGGGUCCUGUUGUUACCACCAGGCUCCUCGUCCUCCGCUACUAACAACGGCAGCAACCGGAAGAACAUCGAGUGGACCAUGGCCACGACGUCCGAUGCAGGCGGGCUGAUCCCGCAGUGGGUGCAGCGGAGCUGGACGAUGGGUGGAGUGCCCAAGGCGGUCGUUGCGGAUGUGGGGUUGUUUCUUGACUGGACUGCCCGGCAGAGGAAGAAGCAAUGA